Molecule: messenger RNA, 8373 nt
Organism: Enhydra lutris kenyoni (northern sea otter)
Lineage: Eukaryota; Metazoa; Chordata; Mammalia; Carnivora; Mustelidae
Product: diacylglycerol kinase zeta
Exons: 31
Coding region: 4370-7714 (1114 amino acids)
Biological process (GO): diacylglycerol metabolic process; regulation of synaptic transmission, glutamatergic; lipid phosphorylation
Cellular component (GO): nucleus
Molecular function (GO): ATP-dependent diacylglycerol kinase activity; protein binding
Source: RefSeq, a predicted model, not a curated record
AACCCUUCCUUGCCUUCUGCUUCCUCCUUCCUGUAUCUGUCAGGGUGGGUCCGGGGAGGAAGGGAUCUGGGUGGGUCCAUGCACCACCAUUUCUGGAUGAGGCUCUGAAGCUGACGGAAAAGGGAAGGGAAGGGAAAGGAAAGGGUGGGCUGGGCUCCUGCGCCCACCAGACUCUGGAGGUAAACAUUACUGCCUGCUUUUGCUGCCCUUCUUGUGCAGCGCUGGCCCACCUGCUCCCCGCUGUGUAUUUGUUUUGUUGUGCUAGGAGCAGGCUCCUCUCCGCAAGUAAAGACCUUCAGAGAGGAAGACCCUGUCUCAGCAGCCUCCAGGUUGUGCUCCCUUCCCACUGUCCCCACCUCCUUCCCUCUGACCUUGGGGCUGUGGGAGCAGAGCAGCCAGAGGUGGCUUCUGACCAGUAUCCCCCUGGGGAGGCCACUCCAGGCCCUUCCUCUGGGGCUGCUGGAAAUGGGGCCACUGUGCACCAUUCCCAACCUUCCCUGAGGGGAGGAGCCUGAGGGAGUGAGAACCCCGGCUGCAUCCCAUGGGGUAUCCUGUGCGAAAACCUCUGGGGGCCGGGCCUGGUGCAAGGGGCAGAGUGCAUCUCUCAUAGCUGAGCAGAUCUCCAGGUGACUCUGGCUGUCAGGCUCUAUUCUUCAUGUGGUGGGUGGCGACCACCCUGGGUUCCCCUACUUCCCUUUCUGGGUUCCCACUUUGGCCUCGGGCAGAGACAAACCCCAAGAGAUGGCAUGAUCCACAGGCCCUUGUGUCUGUUGACGGUGUAGGCCCUGCCCUCUGCCAGGUAUCACCAGGUACUUUAUUGGCACCUUCCUUACGCCAGCCUUCUGAACUAGGUGGUACCCCCAUUUUGCAGAGGAAAAAGUUGAGGGUCAGAAAGGUUAGUUGAUCCAUGGCCGGGAAAGCAAUGGCAGAUUAGGAUUCCAAAGCCCUUGGGCUUUUCCACUUGAGACUAACAUAGGGUAUGAGAGAGUCUGGGCUGGGAGGUAGGGAGUCUGGUUCUUUCUAGCCAGUAGCCAGCGAAGCCAGGGCACGCAUUCCUGCUCACCCCCUGGCAGGUGCCUGUAGACACACUGGGGGCUGGUCAUCCAGGUCACAUGGCCGGAUGCCACCAUGGGCGUCUCUCCUGUAGCAUCCUUUGUCCUCCCUCCCUAGGCUCUCAGCAGCCAGCUGGAGGUUCAUGGAGCCUUUGAGUCCUUUCCCAUCCUGUCCCCUUUGGGUGUGACAGGCUUCUCUCAGGUCCGUCACGAGAAGGCUGAGGGGUAGACGUUGUGCUCGGCUCUUGGUGUCAGAACGCCGUGGGGCCUCCUGCAGUGACCUCCCCACGUAACUCGUGCGACGAUGGAGAUGGGAGAGCACGCAGUGUGAAAAUACCACCGCCCAGGGCUGUGCUGUGGGGAAGGGCUGGGACAGGCCUGAGGCCAGCCAGGGCUUCUCAUUGGACCCACGAGAAGCCUCAGCAGAGAUCGGAAGUCUGGUAUCAGGCUGUUGCUGACCAGAGGACAGAGGUUUCUAUGGCGACCAGAGGAGCAGGAAGCAUGGGGCCUGGGAGGGAGGGGGCACUGGGAGCACAGACGCAUGGGUGCCUUGCUGGACACCUUCUCAUAAAAGAUCAAUUUGGCCAGUCUCACAGCCUCCUUGGACAAACAAGGAAACUGAGGCCCGUGUGGGGACGGUCACCCAACACCGGCCUGGCCUAGCCUGCCUUGCUCCCCACUCACAGGGACCGUGCCGCCAGGCAGCCUAUGAGGCCCCAGGACGCUUGCACUUGGGGUUGUCCAGCAGCGUGUGGGCCAGAGCGCCGUGGGAGCGCCUGUCGGCUGCCGCCCUAUCAUGAGGCGGCCUCUGCGCCCUGGCCCCUCUUGUCGGUUUGGGUCUGGGGCAGCAGGCAGGGCCCAGACCUCAUCCCUGUUCAGAGUGCCUGCAGCACCUCCCCCCUACUGACUGUGGCCUUUUGUUUUCUGGGUGACACUGGCAUCAGGCGGUGUAUCCGGGUGACUAAUCUCCUCCAGGCUGGGCAGCUGUCACAGGGCGGCCUGACCGGACGGCUGGGGAAAGCUGACACCCUGGGGGAGCGCUGGCAAGUCAGCGCCCGGGCAGCAGUGGGCAGCCAGGCCUCCAGGCUUCUCUCCCCAGGUGCUGAACAGACUGGAGUCAGGCAGCCCUGGGUUUGGGUCCUGGUCCUGCCGCUGACCGGUCUUGUGACCUGGGCCACAUGCUGUGCCUGUCCAGGCCUCACAGGGUUGUGCUGGGGAUCAAGUGUGACGGUAAAUGAAAGUACUUAGCUCAGGGCCGUUCCACUGCAGGUCUUCAGUCAGUGGGGCUGUUGUUGCUCUUAUUAGGGCUCCCCUCCCUGUGCUGUCCCCACUCAGCUCCAGCCCUGUAGCCUAAAAGGAAGGAGCCUAUUCUCCACCGCCGCUCUGGGGUACAGGCUUUGCCUUCACGCAGACUUGGGUUCCAUCACUGGCUCCCUAUUGACUCGCUGUGGACUUCAGGCAUGUUACCGCCUUGUGCCUCAGUUUCCCAUCAGGAACAUGGCAGGAUUCAGACCUAUUCUUCUGCUUCGCUCUGGCUUAUAAAAUGACACGUGUGUUUGUGAAGGGCUUAGCAGAGUGCCUGGCACAUGGUGAGCUCAAUAAACGUUAGCUGUGAUGAUACUGAUUGCAUUAGGAAGCCGGGAGCUCUCUGCCCACGCCCGUCCUCUUGCCCACCCAGCUUAACUCCUGCCCUUCUCCCUGUCCCCUGCAGAGGUGGUUGCCUGUAACAGGCGGUCUCCAACCCUGCUUCCCCAGGCACCCUGCCUCCCCACACCUUGGCUCCGUGUGCCCCUCCCUGGAUACCCCCGCACCCAUCCGGGGCUUUAGCCUGGCGUUGCUCCCCCAGACCACCGUGAGUGGGCGGUGGGAGAAACAGCCAGUAGACUCGCAGCCCGGGCCAGAGUCCUCGAGCCUAGCGUCCACCCCCGUUUGUCCAAGGCUCGCACCCGCCGUGCCUGACUUCUGCCGGGCCCUCAGCAGGCAGACGUGUUUCUCUUGUCGGGCCUAGGCAGGUGUCCCAUGACUGUGGCUCGGACCUCUCUGUGGCUGCAAGGGCUCAGGAGAUCACCCGAUGGUGGGGCACAGGCAUCCCUGAAGGCAUUCUGAAGGCAUUCCCGUCCUCUUCCCCCACCCAAGCCUACCGGGCUUCCCGCCCUUCCCCACCGUUCAGAAGUGAGGGUGCAGGAAUCCAGCAGCCUGUGAAGAAGGGGCAGCCAGGAGUAGGUGAGCUGGCGAAGGAAGCUGGGCCCAUGUUCAGCACAGGUCAAGGGAGGAUGGUUUGAGGAAGGAUCGUCCUGUGGGUCCUGCCUCCCUCAGGAGGGAGCUCUGGGCUGAGCAUUAGAGCUUCUAGCUUUGGGCCGGAAGGGUUUGCAGACCUCACCGGGGGGCAGCCGGUACUUCCACACGAGGGAGAUGAGGGAGAUGCGAGGGAGAUGAGGGAGAUGCGUACUAGGCCUCUGCAGCGCGGUAAGACAGAGCAGUCUAGAACAGGAAAGUUCUUUCUUGUAGCCCCUCAGAGCUAGAGAUGCACAGCCAGAGCGCUUUCCUCUUGGCUCGGGCCUCUCGUUGCUCCCCAUACAGGGUGCCCCUGUGUGAGGCCUGGGGUGGCUCUCCCCUGGUCUUGAGGGCCUUGGUCCCCAGGGCCCUUUGAUCCCUAAGUCACAUCCUCUCCGCAUCAAGUGCCCUCUCAGCCUGACCCCACGACUUGCAGCUGAGAGAGUCUAGGGGCAUAACCGGACUGAAUUUCUUUUCAGAGAGCCUCAUUUUAUUAUCAUAGCUUAGUUUGUGCCAUGUCCUGGGAGGGGACACCUAAACCCAGGCUGCCCUGAGUCGGUAGCCAAACAAAGGCCCAAAGAGAGGGAAAGAAAAGGCUUUUCCUUGGCCCCUCAGUCUGAGGAGGCCAGCUGCAACCUGGGACCCAGGACUGCGGGCUUCCAGCUUCCUUUUUUCUUUUCCAUCAGCUUCAGGCUAGGGAGCCAAAGGCCAGGGUUUUGUGGUGUAUGGUGCCUGGACGGGGAGCCGCAUGGGGAGCCAGAAGCCCUUCCCCCAUAACUCCUGGGGCGGCAUAGGGUAUAACUGGGGAGCGUGUUAGUGCUUCCCCCUGUGACAAAGAUGGGCCCCCUGAGGAUUCCGUGGUACCCUCAGACACCAUGUUGAUGGAGGUCAGAGGCCGUGGACCCUCCCCCUUCCUCCCUGUGUCCCUUGUCCACUCAAGGGCAGAGGCUGUGGCUGGGCGCCUGGGCGCAGGGCGGGCCCCAGCCUGGCACAGCCCCUGAUGCUCCCGGUCUCUGCCCCACAGCUGUCCGCCUGCCCCUGCCAUGGAGACCUUCUUUAGGACACACUUCCAGCGGAAGGUGCCUGGCCCUGGGGAGGGCCAGCGGCAGCCCAGCGGCGUGGGGCUGCCCACAGGCAAGGCCCGACGCCGCUCCCCUGCCGGGCAGGCGUCCUCCUCACUGGCACAGCGGCGCCGCUCCAGUGCGCAGCUCCAGGGCUGCCUCCUGAGCUGUGGGGGGAGCGUCCGGGUUCCCAGCCGCCGGCGCUCCAGCACUGUGCCCCCUGCCUGCAACCCCCGCUUCAUCGUGGACGAGGGGCCCACCCUGCAGCCUGCCGCGGCCGGGCCCCAGCUUCUGGGCACAUGCCUGCUGUUGGCAGGGCUCGUAGGCAUGAGCGAGGAGGAGGAUGUGGCCGUUGCGGCACCGAGUGCCACCCAGCCAGGCACCAGGAGACUGGGGCCCUCCUCGCACCAGGGCACCCUCGCGCCCAUGCUUCGCUGCCUGCGCCGGCGCCGGGCCUCCUCCCACCUGCUCCCGGCUGACGUGGUGUAUGACCGUGCCCUGUGGGGCCUGCACGGCUACUACCGGCGCCUCAGCCAGCAGCGGUCUCCAGGCCAGCACCUCGGCACGGGGGGCCGAAGAGCCUCGGGCACCCCCGCUGGCGCGCCGAUGGCCGCCUGUGUGCGCCCACUGUCCCGCAGGCGUCAGGUGGCCCUGCGGCGCAAGUCGGCAGGACCCCAGGCCUGGAGCGCCCUGCUUGCGAAAGCCAUCACCAAGUCAGGCCUCCAGCACCUGGCACCCCCUCCUCCCACUCCUGGAGCCCCAUGCGGUGAGCCGGAGCGGCAGAUUCGGAGCACUGUGGACUGGAGCGAGUCCGCGACGUAUGGGGAACACAUCUGGUUCGAGACCAACGUGUCGGGGGACUUCUGCUAUGUUGGGGAGCAGUACUGUGUAGCUAAGAUGCUGCAGAAAUCAGUGUCCCGGAGAAAGUGUGCAGCCUGCAAGAUCGUGGUGCACACCCCCUGCAUCGAACAGCUGGAGAAGAUAAAUUUCCGCUGUAAGCCGUCUUUCCGUGAAUCAGGCUCCAGGAACAUCCGUGAGCCAACCUUUGUGCGGCACCACUGGGUACACCGGCGACGCCAGGAUGGCAAGUGUCGGCACUGUGGGAAGGGCUUCCAGCAGAAGUUCACCUUCCACAGCAAGGAGAUUGUGGCCAUCAGUUGCUCCUGGUGCAAGCAGGCCUACCACAGCAAGGUGUCCUGCUUCAUGCUGCAACAGAUAGAGGAGCCGUGCUCCCUGGGCGUGCACGCGGCCGUGGUCAUCCCGCCCACCUGGAUCCUCCGCGCCCGCAGGCCACAGAAUACCCUCAAGGCAAGCAAGAAGAAGAAGAGAGCAUCCUUCAAGAGGAAAUCUAGCAAGAAAGGGCCAGAGGAGGGCCGCUGGAGACCCUUCAUCAUCAGACCCACCCCCUCUCCCCUCAUGAAGCCCCUGCUGGUGUUUGUGAACCCCAAGAGUGGGGGCAACCAGGGCGCUAAGAUCAUCCAGUCCUUCCUGUGGUAUCUCAACCCCCGACAAGUGUUUGACCUGAGCCAGGGAGGCCCCAAGGAGGCGCUGGAGAUGUACCGCAAAGUGCACAACCUGCGGAUCCUGGCAUGUGGAGGCGACGGCACGGUCGGCUGGAUCCUUUCCACUCUGGACCAGCUGCGCUUAAAGCCCCCACCACCUGUUGCCAUUCUGCCCCUGGGCACUGGCAAUGACUUGGCCCGUACCCUCAACUGGGGUGGGGGCUACACGGAUGAGCCCGUGUCCAAGAUCCUAUCCCACGUGGAGGAGGGGAACGUGGUGCAGCUAGACCGCUGGGACCUCCGUGCUGAGCCCAACCCCGAUGCGGGGCCGGAGGAGCGCGACGAGGGCGCCACUGACCGGCUGCCCCUGGAUGUCUUCAACAAUUACUUCAGCCUGGGCUUUGAUGCCCACGUCACCCUGGAGUUUCAUGAGUCUCGAGAGGCCAACCCAGAGAAAUUCAACAGCCGCUUUCGGAAUAAGAUGUUCUAUGCCGGGACAGCCUUCUCUGACUUCCUGAUGGGCAGCUCUAAGGACUUGGCCAAGCACAUCCGAGUGGUGUGUGACGGGACUGACCUGACCCCCAAGAUUCAUGACCUAAAACCCCAGUGCAUCGUUUUCCUGAACAUCCCCAGGUACUGCGCAGGCACCAUGCCCUGGGGCCACCCUGGGGAGCACCACGAAUUUGAGCCCCAGCGGCACGAUGAUGGCUACCUCGAGGUCAUUGGCUUUACCAUGACGUCCCUGGCAGCACUGCAGGUGGGCGGGCACGGCGAGCGGCUGACACAGUGCCGCGAGGUGGUGCUCACCACGUCCAAGGCCAUCCCGGUGCAGGUGGACGGUGAGCCCUGCAAGCUUGCAGCCUCACGCAUUCGCAUCGCCCUGCGUAACCAGGCCACCAUGGUGCAGAAGGCCAAGCGGCGGAGCGCCGCCCCCCUGCACAGCGACCAGCAGCCCGUGCCCGAGCAGCUCCGGGUCCAGGUGAGCAGAGUCAGCAUGCACGACUACGAGGCCCUGCAUUACGACAAGGAACAGCUCAAGGAGGCCUCCGUGCCACUGGGCACUGUGGUGGUCCCUGGAGACAGCGACCUGGAGCUUUGCCGCGCCCACAUCGAGAGGCUCCAGCAGGAGCCCGAAGGUGCUGGAGCCAAGUCCCCUGCCUGCCAGAAACUGUCCCCCAAGUGGUGCUUCCUAGACGCCACCACUGCCAGCCGCUUCUACAGGAUCGACCGGGCCCAGGAACACCUCAACUAUGUGACGGAGAUCGCACAGGACGAGAUUUAUAUCUUGGACCCUGAGCUGCUGGGGGCAUCGGCCCGGCCUGACCUUCCAACCCCCACUUCCCCCCUCCCCACCUCCCCCUGCUCACCCACACUCCGGUCGCUGCCAGGGGAUACGGCGCCCCCUAAAGGUGAGGAGCUCAUUGAGGCUGCCAAGAGGAACAACUUCUGUAAGCUCCAGGAGCUGCACCGAGCUGGGGGCGACCUUAUGCACCGGGACGAGCAGAGCCGAACGCUCCUGCAUCAUGCCGUUAGCACGGGCAGCAAGGAUGUGGUCCGCUACCUGCUGGACCACGCACCCCCAGAGAUCCUUGACGCUGUGGAGGAGAACGGGGAGACCUGUCUGCACCAGGCGGCAGCCCUGGGCCAGCGCACCAUCUGCCACUACAUCGUGGAGGCGGGGGCCUCCCUCAUGAAGACGGACCAGCAGGGCGACACUCCCCGGCAGCGGGCGGAGAAGGCCCAGGACACGGAGCUGGCCGCCUACCUGGAGAACCGGCAGCACUACCAGAUGGUCCAGCGGGAGGACCAGGAGACGGCUGUGUAGCUGCGAGACCCGUGGCCACCGGAGGGGGAGCCCCCCAUCGCCCACCUCACUGCCACAUUCCAGUCGGAUGACCACGGGGGGACCCGUGCCCCAGGGAAGGAGCCCCGUGCUGCCCCCUGAGGAGCUGCCCAGGCCUAGGGCUGGACUCUGAGGAGCUGGGGGAUCUCACCUGUGGCCUGAGGCCUCAACCUGACCCCAGGCUGACAGGGGGACAGGAGACUGCACUGGACGGGGCAGGCCUUUGAGGGGACUGGGGCUGGACCACUUCAGGGCGGCCCUCGCCCUCCCCGCCAUGGGUGCCCUCCCUGGGCCUUGGGGUACACGGGGAGGGCAGCGGGGCCGGGGACCCUAUCAGGGAGCCUUCGGGAAGAGGGUUCCUAAGCCACCCGGUUGGUGAGGGCCCUGACUCUGAGCCUGGCAGCCUGGGCCCCCUCUCCUGCCCCAUCCCACCCUCCUGGGGAGCUUCCUCCUGGAAACACAGAACCUGCCGCGUUUGCGCCCGCUGCCCCGCUUGGUGCCCACCCCCAGAGACCCUGUGUACCCAGUCAUUUCAUCACCGCCGACUGUGUGGCCUGGGGGUUGGAGUGGGGGCUCUUGUGGUGACAUGUUUACAGCUGGGUGUGACUCAGUAAAGAGGAUUUUUUUCCUUUCUGCUCUUC